Molecule: messenger RNA, 1341 nt
Organism: Plutella xylostella (diamondback moth)
Lineage: Eukaryota; Metazoa; Arthropoda; Insecta; Lepidoptera; Plutellidae
Source: RefSeq, a predicted model, not a curated record
AUUCUAUGAAAGUUCUGUCAUACAUCAAACUUUUUUAUAAUUUGUACACAAUGCCAUGUUUUACAUUAACUUAGAUAACAAAGCAUUAGCGCAAAAAUAUGCCGAAAUUGCCGAGUCAGAAAGCGAUAGUGAUAUGUUGUUCAGCAGUGAUAGUGGCCAUGUUCAUAACCCUGGUGGUUCUGAUGACCACGGUGGAACCGCAGCCAUUGCCAGAUGACGAGGAAGACGGGCCCACGGCCACGCCAGGCCCUGAGGGGACCACCUCGAAAGGAAGGAGAUACUUCGAUCAAACAAAUAUGAAUGUUACUGAUGAGUCGAAUGACUGCGAAGAAUGCAAUGAUAUCGAAAAUAUGCCCGUACAGAGGGUAAGUAUACCACUUGCCAUUAAAAGGCGUUUCUUAGAAGCCAUAAAGGAACAGAAUAAACACAAAAGGAAUGUAGAAGAUACGGCGCCGACAUUUUAUAACAAAUAUUAUGAUUUGGAUGAUGAAGAAACGGUUAUUAUUAAUUUUGUUGAUAACGAUCCUAAUUCAGCUAUCGAGAUAAAAAUACGCAAAAUGGCUGACUUGAACUCUACAUCUAAUAAAGAAAAUAAGGGAAAUGGAGUACUUAAUGUAACUGUUGAGAAAAACACAGAAAAGUCUAGAAUAUCUGAAUUUAUGAAUCGAAAUAGUUCACCUGCUAGCACUCUAUUAAGAAAUAUUCUGCAUAUUAUUGACACGGAAGUGGCAAAUUUUACGAUUAGUCUUUUGAAUUCAUUGAAAAAUAUAUCUUUUUCGAGUAAAAUAACCUCGAUGAUCAACAAUAAAUUGAAAAUACCAUCAAAUAUCGAUCAAAACUCAAUUAUAAAUGAAACUACUCUAAAUGAAAAUGUAAGAAGAAAUAAGUUGAAAUUAAUUAAUGAAACUACAACACGUAAUGAUUUUAAUAAUUCUAAAACACGCGUACCUAUGUUAUCAUUAAACGAAACAUUAAAAAGUGGAGAUAUACCAGAAAGCUUAAAAUUAGUUCACAAUUUAUCAGAAUCUCCGUUGGUGAAUAAUACCCCAAGAAGCCGCCCACUUAAAAGCUUCAAAUAAGGAAAUGUAAAAAAAGAAAGUGUGUAACAUAGUGUACUGAUAAUGGGAGACAUUGACAAAACGAUCAGAAACAUGUGAGCUGGAAGGACGAGACCAGCAGGCUACUGUGUAGUUAGCUGACCAAAUGUGAUGACCAUAAUUCAAUUCAUAGGUCAUUGAAGAAAACUUAUAUGUCCCUACUAUUCGUUGGUAUCACGGCUACCAUUUGGCCGUUUACGUCGUUUGCUAGGUUAUUUAAUUAUUAUUUGUGGUUGAAACUAUA